CUCGGUUCCUUUAAGGUCUAAGCCAACUCAUGUGAGUAAACCAUGUCUGUGCAGCCUCUACCGCCAGCAUCGUCUUUUCUCGCACUGCAUUCAAAAACACACAAGGACACUAUCCUGCAUGAAUUUGACAAGCUCAGAAAAAGAGAAAUGCUUUGUGACAUAACUCUUAUUGUAGAAGAUGUGCACUUCAAGGCCCACAAGGCUCUUCUAGCAGCAAGUAGUGAAUACUUCUCAUUAAUGUUCACGGCUGAAGAUCAGGUGAGCCAGACGGUCUACAUACUGGAAGGCCUGGCUGCGAAGACCUUUGAAGCCGUGCUUGAGUUUAUCUACAGUGCAAAUGUGUCCGUGGAGGAAAGCAGCUCUGAACAGCUGCUUGAGAUGGCCCGGUUUCUGGAGAUCCAAGAUUUGGUCAAAGCCCAUGAAGAUCUUCAAAAUAGCAGGUCAAAUGCAACGGUCGACAAUGUGCUGUCCACCAAAGGACCUGGUGUUGAUGAAACCAUACAGAUUGCAACCAAGCGCAAAAGAGGACGCCCUAAAAAGAACAUGCAAGCUCAGGAGUCAAGCCAAAAAGAGAUUCCAGCUUCCUUACAGACCAGUUUACCAACCCAAACUACCUCUGAGAUGUCUUCAGCAUUUCAAGAACCUACUGAAGCUCUCUUGGAUUCCACCUCCUCACCCAGAGACGCGAGCGACAGCGACUAUAACCCCAGAGAAGACAGGCCCCGUCACAGCAAACGCAAAAUAAAGCCGCCUGUCAAACUAAAAGGCUUCAAGUUAGGGGCCGAUUUCAAGAAGCAGAAGGAACCUGGCAAGAGAGGACGAAAAAGAAAGUAUCCAGACACAGAGGCUAUAUGUGAUGACUGUGGGAAGGUUUUUAAAAACCAUCUGUUUCUAAAGAUACAUCAACGAACUCAUACAGGUGAAAAGCCGUUCAGGUGCAGUGUUUGUGGGAAGGGUUUCACUCAGAAACACACUCUUCUGGUUCAUCAGCGAAUGCACACGGGGGAAAAGCCCUUCAUCUGCACGAUCUGCUCCAAAGCACUGUCCACCAAACACUCCCUACAGGAACACAUGAACCUGCACACUGAGAAUAAAUCCUUCAGUUGUGACCAGUGUGGUAAAACCUUCAGUCAGAAGCGGCAGCUGAAGAGUCAUUACCGCGUUCACACAGGAAAAGCAUUACCUGAGUGUGCACACUGUCAUCACAAGUUUAUGGAUGCAGCGCAACUAAAGAAGCAUCUCAGAACUCAUACUGGUGAGAAGCCGUUUACAUGUGAGAUCUGUGGCAAGUGUUUCACCGCCAAGAGCACCCUACAGACACACAUCAGGAUACACAGAGGAGAGAAGCCAUACAUCUGCAAUAUCUGCGAUAAGUCCUUCUCUGACCCCAGUGCGAGGAGACGACACGUGGCGUCUCACACGGGUAAAAAGCCGUUUGCGUGUUCCGUGUGCAGUCUGGCGUUUGCCCGAAUGGAUAACCUCAAAGCUCACACCAAAACUCACAACAAGGAACGUCAAGGUGCCGAGACCGCCCAGCCUGCAGUGGUGGAGGUCACAUCAGGGGCCGAGGAGAUGCACAACAUCCUCCAACUCCAACCGUACCAGCUCCCCACGCACUCCGAGCAGGAGAUCCAGCUGGUCGUGACUAGGGAGGUCAAUAACAUCAACUUGGGUCAUGAUCAAGGUAUCAGCAUCAUCACCGCUGAAGAUUCCUCCGAGGAACAGGGUCUCACUCUUCUCACCCAACCUUCUGGUCAUGUCCAAAACCUGGCGCUGGUCACCCCAGACGGAUUGGAUGCCGGCACGCAAAUUCAAACCAUCAGUGUCUUAGGAGGUCAGGUGACCAGCGGACAGCCAGAGCAGAUGCAUGUAAUCACGCUGACCAAAGAAGCCAUGGAGCAACUUCAAGUGCAUCAUGGAGCUCCACAGCAGCUGCAGGUGAUCCAUCAAACCAUACCAGAAAUGGCUGAAUCUCAGGAGUCCUCAGCUGAUAGCCACAGCCGCCCAAGUCAAACAGGAAGCAUUCAUAUCAGUAGCCAGACUGGCCAGCCCAUCUCCAUCAGUCAGACCAGCGAGCAGAUCCCCAGUGACCAGAUUCAGGGUCAAACCUUCCAGAUCCAAGCAGGAACAGUUUCGUAUCUCUACACCACCAGUAUGGCCCCAGAGAACUGAAGAGACACUCGGCUUACUGUCUCAAUUCUUUAGGACAAAGUCGUAAUACUGACGUUUGUUCCUUUCUGUUGUAAACGGUUAUAUUUUGCUUUUAACAAUAAUGCUAAUUGUGUAAUCAUUUAGAUUUUUUUGGUUUAAUGAUGAGUUCAAUGUGGAUCAUAAAGUAUCACCAUUAUUUACUGGUUUGAUACAAGUUAAUGAGUAAACGCAAUAAAUAUUACACAUACAGACAACUCCAGUUGUUAUUGUCCAAAAACGCAUUGAAAAAGACAGUUUUAGGACUUCAAAAUGGGAUUUUCAGGACAAUUAAGCACAUUUCCUCUCAGUUUUCUUACUGUAAUGCAAAAAUAAAAAAUAAAUAACGAUGCAAAACAUCUUAUUGGUCCUGAAUGCGUAAUAUAAUUUCAUAUAUUUUCUUUGAAUUAACGCUUCACUUACAGACACCAAUCUUCCAAAAAUGCUUUAAAGAAAUGCUCACAAUUAUACAGAACAGACAAAAUGACACCUUAAGACAUGGACCAUUUUAUUUGUUCUGUAAUGGGGUGAAUCUCAAGAAACCUGUCAAGAACAUGUUCAUAUUUCACCCCAAAAU
This is a messenger RNA of Xyrauchen texanus (razorback sucker), 2764 nucleotides long. It is a transcript of the gene zbtb24, whose product is annotated as zinc finger and BTB domain containing 24. The record is from RefSeq and is a predicted model, not a curated record. Gene Ontology annotation, cellular component: nucleus. The transcript is spliced from 6 exons. Gene Ontology annotation, molecular function: protein binding; RNA polymerase II cis-regulatory region sequence-specific DNA binding; DNA-binding transcription factor activity, RNA polymerase II-specific. The coding region runs from base 43 to 2172 and encodes 709 amino acids. NCBI's taxonomy places the organism in Eukaryota, Metazoa, Chordata, Actinopteri, Cypriniformes, Catostomidae. Gene Ontology annotation, biological process: regulation of transcription by RNA polymerase II.